This is a messenger RNA of Populus nigra (black poplar), 1637 nucleotides long. Its product is annotated as bifunctional nuclease 2. Bases 173 to 1180 code for a protein of 335 amino acids. The transcript has 10 exons. Gene Ontology annotation, biological process: protein ubiquitination. Lineage: Eukaryota; Viridiplantae; Streptophyta; Magnoliopsida; Malpighiales; Salicaceae. Gene Ontology annotation, cellular component: VCB complex; nucleus. The record is from RefSeq and is a predicted model, not a curated record. Gene Ontology annotation, molecular function: nuclease activity.
AGACAUGCUGUAUUUUAAUUCGCGGCUUCCAAAAUCCAACCACCCCCGUCCCUCUCUCUUCCUCUCCCCUUCCCUGUCUGUUAGAAGAACCUUUAACAUCUCUUCCUAACAAACACAGACACGAACACGAACACGAACACAUCCACAUAGACAAGGAAAAAAAACACGAAAAAUGCUAGGAGCUCAAUUCCCAGCUCGUACAUUCAGUGGCUUCAAGACUAUGAAGACAACAGAUCAAGGAAAUUACCCGACCUGUCGUUUAAUCUCACCACAAAAAAACCCUCCUUCUAGUCCAUCUUGUUCCUUUCAGUUCUCAGUUAAGAGGAUACGGUGUCGCUUUCAAUGUCCCAGAUCAGUAUCAGUUUCUUGUAAGGCUUCCAGUGAUAGCAGUGGAUCCACUAAUGCUCAUAAUAAUAAUAAUGGUCUUGAUUAUCUCCCUGCAUCCCUUCUUGUCUCAGAGACAAUUUCUCAUUAUCGAAUGCGGAAACAAGGAUUUCAAGAGGAGGUUAGAUGGCAUUCAUCUGGUAAAUUGGUGUUUCCUUUUGGUCUGCAAGAAAGAAAAGAAGCGAGGCCUAAUACAGGAUUAUUAGGACAUGGUUUUCUUCGUGGAUUUCAAAGUCCCACGAUUUUCCUUAAAGUUUCUUGUGAUGGUGACUUUGUGCUGCCGAUUAUUGUUGGGGAGUUUGCUAUUGAGAAAUUGAUAGAUGGAAUACAAGGAGAUGAUAAUGCAGUUUGUGCUGAUCAGUUCCAACUUGUGGGAAAUGUAGCAGAAGAGCUUGGAUAUGAUGUAAAAAUGGUACGGAUUACAGAGAGAGUGGCAAAUACUUACUUUGCAAGAUUAUGUUUUAGCAAGCCUGGGGAAAAGGAUAUUCUUAGUGUGGAUGCACGACCAUCAGAUGCCAUAAAUGUGGCAAGUAGAUGUAAGGCUCCAAUUUAUAUAAGUAAACAAGUUGUUUUAACUGAUGCUAUUCGAAUUGGUUAUGGGGUGGGAAGAGUGCGUAAUUCAAAGCAUAUUUAUGAUGUGUCCCUUGAUAGUGCUGCUGAUGGUCCAGAUUCACUAGUCGAGGAACUUGAUCUCGUAAGGAAUAUGAAUUUAGCUGUUAAAGAGGAAAGGUACACUGAUGCAGUCAUGUGGAGAGACAAACUGAUGGAGCUUCGCAAGUCAAGGCAGGAACAUUAGCCAACUUAAGGAUGUUUUUAUUAUUAAGGCUCCCACUGUUGGCUUGUGGCUGGUCUGUUUGAGCUUGUUCCUAUGUAGUUUCAGAUGAAAUUUGUCUGGUGAAUACUGGUCAGAAAACAAAUAAUCAUGGGCAUUCUUUUGCAUAGCACUUCGAUAGACACAUUCAUGUCAGUUAACAGUCCAAGGGACUCUUGUAUAGUCGUCAGAAGUGCAAAAUAUUGGUAUGUACAGCUUAAACUUGCUUCCAGAAAUGAUAUGCCCACCAUGUAAGUUCGAUCAAGUCUCCCCCUGAAUUGUUGAAAGCUAUUAGAUGAUCAAUUCUCUCUUCCAUACUGAGUGAAAGAUACUAUUGCUGCAGUGACAAAUGUAAACCUUUGUAGAUGAUGUGUAUGUAAAAAAUAGAAAUGAUGUUUCUCAAAGAAAAAGAUCAAGGUGUUCUAUCACCAUGUAAUUCUAA